This is a messenger RNA of Phalaenopsis equestris, 7700 nucleotides long. RefSeq names its product CCR4-NOT transcription complex subunit 1. The record is from RefSeq and is a predicted model, not a curated record. Gene Ontology annotation, cellular component: P-body; CCR4-NOT core complex. Gene Ontology annotation, biological process: nuclear-transcribed mRNA catabolic process, deadenylation-dependent decay. The transcript has 51 exons. Lineage: Eukaryota; Viridiplantae; Streptophyta; Magnoliopsida; Asparagales; Orchidaceae. The coding region runs from base 142 to 7476 and encodes 2444 amino acids. Gene Ontology annotation, molecular function: molecular adaptor activity.
GCAAGCGGAUAAAUUGCCGCACGAGAACGAUCGACCAUCUUCGAGCCAUGUCCUCGGCGGUGGAGCGAAAACCCUAACACUGUCGUUUGCCCUCUUCCAUUCACGUCUCCCAGCACAAAAAAUUCUUUUGGAAGCAGCACCAUGCUUCCAUUUUCUUCUACCCUAUCGAGCCAGAUACGUUUCCUCCUGCAGAGUGCGAGCCCUUCCACUUUCGAUUCGCUUUUUCGCGAGCUCUGCCAGUACGAAGAGUAUGGAUGUGAAGGCAGCAUUUUAUUGCUUCAAGGUUGCUUAGAUCUACUGAAUUACAGUAGCGUAAACCCUAAUCUGCAAUCACCACUGGGCCCUGUGUCUGCUAUUUUCAAGCAUCUAUUGCAUAGGCCAAAUUUCACUACAAUUUUUUGUGAGUCAUUGCGAUUAACAUCAACGAGUGAGGCAUACUUGGCAGAUCUUUCAAACACAUUGAAGCUUUCAAAUGCAGAGAAAGUUGGUGUUGGUCUAGCAUUAUCAGAAUCGGAUAAUAUCGACUUGAAAGUCAUAGGCCAAAAUUUUUGCAUUCUUCAGAUUGAAGAACUUUGUUCAAGUCCCACCUCUUCCGACCAUAAUGAACAAAUUCAGGAUAUCUUUAUGUUUUUAUGCUGGUCUGAGGGCCUUUCAAAGCAUGCAGAUUCUUUUACAAAAAUCUUGUCAUUAAUACCUACAAACGAGAGAUUUUUUUUGGUAGGAGCCUCAGCUCAUGUAGAUGAUAUGAAUGAAACCAAUAUGCUGGGGCAUUUAGAUGCACUUUUAGAAUGUUCUGAUAAUGAUUUUGAGGCAGUUUUAGUUGAGAUGGAAAAGGAAAUAAGCAUGGCUGAUAUCAUGAGGGAACUUGGCUAUGGAUGUACUUCCAAUACUUCACAUUGCACAGAGAUGCUCUCUCAUUUUCUACCUCUAACAGAAGCGACGCUUUCCAGGUUGAUAAGUACAAUUAUUUCUACCAGAACAGGUCUGGAAGAUGAUCUGGACAUACAUUAUACAUUUUGCUCAGCUGUUGGCAGCAGCUUGCCAUGCGAAUCAUCAUCUUUCAACACUUGGAAUGUUGAUAUUCUUGUGGAUUCAGUUGGGCAACUGGCUCCAACAAUCAACUGGGUGAAUGUCAUGGAGAAUCUAGAUCACGAAGGAUUUAACAUUCCCGAUGAAGCAUCUUUUUCUUUAUUAAUGUCUGUAUACAAAAAAUCUUGCCAGGAUCCAUUUCCUCUCCAUGCUGUUUGUGGGUCUAUCUGGAGGAAUGCAGAAGGGCAGUUGUCUUUAUUAAGGCAUGCAGUGUCUGCUCGACCUGAUGUAUUCACUUUUGCUCAUUCUUCAAGGCACUUGAAUCACUCAGAUUCGUUUCAGUUUGCAAAUAAAGAAGGCAAUCAUGCAUGGUCAUGUCUAGAUCUCUUGGAGGUUUUAUGCCAGUUGGCUGAGAGGGGACACAUAAGUACAGUUCGCAUGAUGCUUGAGCAACCCCUCAGUCAGUGUCCCGAAGUCCUACUUGCAGCAAUUUCCCAAAUCAGUACUACAUACAACUUCCUCCAGUCUGAAGUCUUUUCAAUUUUGUUUCCUGCAAUACUAAAGGAUCCGAUGAAGACUAGUUUGAUUCAUUAUGUUUGGCGUGCUCAUCCUAAUCUGGUAUUACGGAGAUUUCUUGAUGUUUACACAGACCCAAUCUUCCUUUUGAGAAUACUGGAUAUUUGCCAAGAGCUGAAGAUUUUAGCAACUGUAUUGGAGGUGGCUCCUUCUUCUUUUGGCAUCAAAUUAGCCACUAUUUCUUUUAGAAAGGAGCAAACAGCCCUAGAAAAGUGGUUAACUGAUAAUUUAAACACACACAAAGAUGCCUUCUUUCAGGAUUGCCUUAAAUUUCUUUCAGAACUAUCAAAUAUGGGCGAUAUACCUGAUGGAUCUUUGGACCAAUCUAGAGCAUCUAUUAUGAGUGCAUACCUGGAGGCAUUGUCUAUAUUCUUGAAGGUUCUUCAAGCCCACUCUGGGCAAUUUUCUCUCCAACUUUCUGAAGAAUUGAAUAGGCUUGUUGUUCUGUGUACUACAAAAAAUCAAAGCUCUGUAUGCAAUGCUGAUUGGAGCACUGAUGAGAUUGAGGCAGAAGCAAAUGCUUGUUUUCAACAAAUGUUUGCUGGAGAGCGUUCAGUUGAAGACAUGGUUCAAAUGCUUGCUCGUUUCAAAGAAUCUUCUGAAAGGAGGGAGCAGAAGAUCUAUGAAUGCAUGGUUUCUAAUUUAUUCGAGGAGUACAAGUUCUUCUCCAAAUAUCCUGACAGACAACUUAAGAUAGCAGCUAUUCUUUUUGGUUUGCUUAUAAAGCACCAGCUUGUGACUCAUCUUUUUCUGGGUAUUGCCUUGCGUGGCGUUCUUGAUGCAUUACGCAAAUCUAUUGAUUCAAAGAUGUUUAUGUUUGGCACUAAAGCUUUGGAGCAGUUCAUGGAUCGUUUGGUGGAAUGGCCACAGUAUUGCAAUCAUAUUUUGCAGAUAUCUCAUUUGCGCAGCACACAUGCUGACUUGGUUUCUGUGAUUGAACGGACUCUUGCUAGAGUUUCUUCAAGCCAGGUGGAAUCAAAUGGAGUACACAAUCUCUCUACAGAGAUGCAACAAGUUUCUGCACAAGCUUCUGUUGAAAGCAUGGAGGCAAUUGAGGGUUCAUGGCCGCUAAUUGGUUCCAGCUCUACUCAGCAGUUUGGGCAACAGCCUCCUCCUUUUCAGCAGAUGCAACCACAGCUUAGGCAUCAAGGUUUUCUCGGGGACAGACUCAAACCUACUCCAAAUCCUGUAAGCUAUGCCAAGCCUAUUCUAUCUAAUCCCGGGCAACCUUCUUCCUUGUCUUCAUCAGGAGAAUCUGUCACAAACCCUAAGUUGACAGCAUCUCAACCUCAACCUCAACCUCAACCUCCAUCUUCUCAGCAUUUGGCUGGUUCUGCAACUACUGCUUCACCUUCUCCUGCUUUUCUACGUCCUCCCCGCAACAUGGCAACUUCUGUUGUGCUUCGGCAACCCUCUCAAAACACAGGAUUUGGGGCUGCUUUGAACAUUGAAACGCUUGUCGCAGCAGCUGAACAGAGAGAUACACCAAUGGAAGCCCCUGCAUCAGAAGUUCAGGACAAAAUUUUAUUCAUUGUUAAUAAUAUUUCUACUGCAAAUAUGGAAGCAAAAGCAAAAGAAUUUACUGAAGUUCUUAAAGAGCAGUAUUAUCCCUGGUUUGCACAGUAUAUGGUGAUGAAGAGAGCAAGUAUUGAGCCAAAUUUUCAUGAUUUGUAUCUAAAAUUCUUAGAUAAAGUUAACUCAAAGACCCUGAAUAAGGAAAUUGUUAAAGCUACUUAUGAGAACUGCAAGGUAUUAUUAAGAUCAGAUCUUAUAAAAUCAAGUUCAGAGGAACGGUCCUUGUUGAAAAAUCUUGGUAGUUGGCUUGGAAAGUUCACAAUUGGUCGGAACCAAGUUUUACGGGCUAAAGAAUUGGACCCCAAAGUGUUAAUUAUAGAGGCUUAUGAAAAGGGGUUAAUGAUUGCAGUUAUUCCAUUCACAUCAAAGAUUCUUGAACCAUGUCAAAACAGUUUGGCAUAUCAACCUCCAAAUCCAUGGACAAUGGGCAUUCUUAGUUUACUUGCUGAGAUCUACAAUCUGCCAAGCCUCAAGAUGAACCUUAAAUUUGAUAUUGAGGUAUUAUUUAAGAAUCUGGCUGUCGAUAUGAAAGAUGUUAAACCAACUUCUCUACUGAAAGACAGGGUUCGCGAUGCAGAAGCAAAUCCUGACUUUUCAAAUAAGGAUGUUACUGCACCCCAAGCACCAAUAAUUGCUGAUGUUAAUUCUGGAAUUGUACCUUCUAUGAAUCAAGCAGAACUGCACCAAGAGGCUAAUAACACAUCUAACGCAGCUAACCAUCAAAAUGCAUUGAAUCAGUAUACUGCUUCUCUCCACCUUGUGUCAAGCACCAUGGUUGAUGACGAGAAAGUUGGGGGUUUAAUGGUUCCAGAACGACCUGUUCAGGGUUUGCCUCAAGUCACGCCAUCACACUCUCCAUUUUCUCUUAGCCAGCUUUUGACAAUAAUACCCAAUUCCGAUUCUUACAUAAACAUCAAUCCGAAGCUUAGUUCGAUGGGCUCACAGUUGCAAUUUCAGAGAAUCAUACAAGUUGCAAUGGAUAGAGCCAUCAAAGAUAUAGUAGCACCUGUUAUUCAGCGUAGUGUUACUAUAGCAAGCCGUACUACUAAGGAACUUGUUUUGAAGGACUAUGCUAUGGAAUCUGAUGACAAUGUUAUAUCACGUGCUGCACAUUUGAUGGUUGGAACUUUAGCCGGAAGUUUAGCCCAUGUCACUUGCAAGGAACCUCUUCGCAUUGCUUUGUCUAAUAAUCUUCGCAGUCUACUUUCUGGAAAUGUGAGCAGUGAACGUAUAGAACAGGUUGUGCAGAUUUUGUCAAAUGAUCAUCUUGACCUUGGCUGUGCAAUGAUUGAGAAUGUAGCAUAUGAAAAGGCAGCAGAGCUUAUAGAUGCAACUAUAGGUCCAUCAUUUGCUGCAAUUAGGAAACAGAGGGAGUCUGCUGGUUCUGCAUAUUAUGAUGCCGGUGCCUAUUCUCAAGGUCCGUUUGCUCAGGUACCUGAAGCUCUUCGUCCUAAGCCUGGGCGUCUUUCUGUUGCUCAACAGAGGGUUUAUGAUGACUUCAUCAGGAGUAUAUGGCAAAAUCAGUCUAGCCAGAGCACUUCUGUGGCUCCUAGUGGCCCAGCCAUCUCGAGCGGUAAUUCCUUAAGUACUACACCUCGUGGUUAUGGUUCAGCUUUGGGUCAAUUAAAUCCUAGCAUUUAUCCAAAUCCACAAGUGGCUCCUAGUUUUAGCUCAGUUGCUCAAUCUUUGGAUACACUUUCUGAAGAGCCUGACCGUGGCUCAUUGCAUCUUAGUGAUGGUGUUGUCCAGCCAAGUUCUGAAAUCAAUUCCAUUCCUACGUCUUUUCCUUCUGCCACGACCUCUGUUGCAACCUCUGCAGAUUUGCUAAUAGUGGAACCAUCGUCAGUUGCGAAAGAAUGGGGUGUGGUCUUGCCACCGACACCUGCAGCUCAGGGAACAGAGCGAUCUGGAGCUACAUUAUCCGAGGCAUUAUUAACAACUGGGGAUGCUCUAGAGAAAUACCAACUUGUUGCUCAGAAGUUGGACGCCUUAAUUGCGAAGGAUUCCCGAGACGCUGAUAUUCAGGGAGUUAUUGCUGAGGUUCCUGAUAUAUUACUUAGAUGUGUUAGCAAGGAUGAGGCCGCCUUGGCUGUUGCACAAAAGGUAUUUAAAAGUUUGUACGAGAGCUCAUCAAAUGCUGUUUAUGUUGGUGCAUACCUUGCAAUUCUUCUGGCUAUACGAGAUGUUUGCAAGCUUGUUGUUAAAGAGCUUACUAGCUGGGUAAUUUACUCUGAUGAAGAACGCAAGUUCAACAGAGAGAUUACCAUUGGCCUUAUUCGUUCUGACUUGCUAAACCUUUCUGAGUACAACAUGCAUAUUGCAAAACUUAUCGAUGGGGGACGGAAUAAAGCUGCUACGGAUUUUGCAAUAUCUCUUGUUCAAGCUUUGGUCAUAAAUGAACCUGGAGUUAGUGUGUCUGAGUUGUAUCAUCUUAUUGAUGCUUUGACAAAGUUAGCAAUGAGGCCAGGAUCACCAGAGUCUUUGCAGCAGUUGAUUGAGAUUGCCAGGAAUAACUCUACGGGUGCAAACUCUCUUGCUAGCUCUACUGCAAGCAAGGAUGAGAAAACUAGGCAAUCUAAAGACAAAAUGCAAGUUCUUAUAAGCCGAUCUGCAUCAUCUAGAGAAGAAAAUGAUUCUGGAGGUUCUGAUCCUGCUGGCUUUCGUGAGCAGGCUUCUCUCCUCUUUGCUGAGUGGUGCCGGAUCUGCGAUCUACACAUUGCCAAUGAUACUGCUUAUACUAAUUAUUUAGCCCAAUUGCAGCAGGCUGGGCUGCUUAAGGGUGAUGAUACGACAGAUAUAUUUUUUCGUGUUUUGACGGAACUCUCUGUGGCACAUUGUCUAUCCUCUGAACAAGCCGGUAUUACAGGAUCAUUGCCAAUUCAGUCAACUCAAAUUCAUAACUUUUCUUUUGGUACCAUUGAUGCAUUUGCGAAACUCGUCGCUUUUGUUGUGAAGUACGGUACAGCGGAUACAGGAACGAGUAAAGUUGUCUUUUUACCGAAGAUUCUGUCCGUGUUAGUGAGAGCAAUUGUAAAAGACGCAGAAGAAAAGAAAGUAUAUUUCAACCCAAGGCCAUACUUUAGGCUGUUUAUCAACUGGCUUCAUGACCUUGCUUGUCAUGAUCCUGUGCUUGACGGUGUUAAUUUCCAGGUUUUAACAUCUUUUGCAAAUGCUUUCCAUGCUUUGCAACCGCUGAAAGUUCCUGGUUUCAGCUUUGCAUGGCUCGAGUUGAUUAGCCACAGAAGCUUUAUGCCAAAGUUGCUUACAAUCAAUUCUUUAAAGGGUUGGCCAUUUUUCCAGCGAUUACUUGUUGACCUAUUCAAAUUUGUUGAGCCAUAUCUGAGAAACGCUGAGCUGAGUGAAUCGGUUCAAUCUUAUUACAAAGGGACGCUUAGGGUUCUUCUAGUUCUUUUGCAUGAUUUUCCUGAAUUUCUCUGUGACUAUCAUUUCAGUUUUUGUGAUGUUAUACCUCCAAGUUGUAUCCAAAUGCGUAAUGUUAUUCUUAGUGCUUUUCCACAGAAAAUGAGACUUCCUGAUCCAUCAACGCCUAACUUAAAGAUUGAUCUUCUAACUGAAAUCAGCCAAUCACCUCAGAUUUUGUCCGACGUUGAGGGUGCUCUCAAGUCAAAACAGAUUAAGUCUGAUGUUGAUGAGUACCUCAUGACGAGAUCAGAGGGGUCUUCAUUCUUAGCUGAGCUGAAACAGAGGUUGCUGCUUUCCCCAAGCGAAGCAAGCUUGGCAGGAACUCGUUAUAAUGUGCCGCUGAUAAACUCACUGGUGCUAUAUGUAGGCAUGCAGGCGAUUCAACAGCUGCAGAGCAGAUCCAGUCAGCCUUCGUCCGCCCAACAGAUAACUCAAAACCCUCCUAUGGAUAUAAUGCUUGUUGGUGCUGCAAUGGAUAUCUUUCAAAGUUUAAUAAAGAAUUUGGAUCCCGAGGGUCGAUAUCUAUUCCUCAAUGCUGUUGCUAACCAGCUGCGCUACCCAAACAACCAUACCCAUUAUUUUUCCUUUGUUCUUCUCUAUCUUUUUGGGGAGAAAAACCAGGAACCUAUUCAGGAGCAGAUUACGAGGGUCCUCUUGGAGCGCUUGAUAGUCAACCGCCCUCAUCCUUGGGGCCUUCUUAUUACUUUCAUUGAACUUAUCAAGAAUCCAAGAUACAGCUUCUGGAGUCGAUCCUUCACCAGGUGCGCCCCAGAAAUUGAGAAGCUAUUUGAGACCGUAUCAAGAUCCUGCGGAGGUCCAAAAACAGUGGACGAUGGAAUGGUCCCAGCCACCCUCCCCGAUGGCAACCACUGAUUAUUGUUGAUUCAACUUUUCAUUUUUAUUUUUUUCAUUUUUUUUCUCUUCUGUUUUGUAGCUAUGUACUGCAUGCAAUUGUUGACGUUAAAUAAUCCUUUUGACUGUUGAUUGUUUCUUUAAUGUAUUCCAUAGUUUACAGGCAUUGUACAUCAUGUACAGCUCAUUCAAUCGGAUUUGUUGACAAUUGUUACCAUGAAAUUGCAUGGUUCAUUUAUUUGGUU